AUGUCCAUUUCACGUCCUCCACACGCACCGGCCUGCUUCUCUCGUCUGUUCCGUCAAAUUUACUGCAAAUAUCCUCAAUGUCAAAAUCAUUUUCCCGUUCCACUAUCUUCUCUCAAUAUUUCACUUGUGCAAAUUCACACUCUAUUUUCCGGUCCUCUGAUCAAGCGACUGUUGAAUGUUCUCGAGCCUGCAGUUAACUCCGUUCUGCCGGACGAGAACACACUCCGGUCGGCAUGGCCCAGUCUACUUCACUCGCCUGAUCAUAGGAUUGUGAGACAAUUCAACUGUCCAUCCCUCAUUGCCGAAUGUAGCCUAGGCCGAAUAUCACACUGUUGCACAGACAAUCAAACAGACGCACACAGAAAAGAUGGCUUGUAA
Molecule: messenger RNA, 378 nt
Organism: Protopolystoma xenopodis
Lineage: Eukaryota; Metazoa; Platyhelminthes; Monogenea; Polystomatidea; Polystomatidae
Source: the annotation of a GenBank genome assembly